AAUGGUGGUGGGCUUCAUGUUGCAUCCAUUAGGAACCGGACCAAACCACUAGUGGUAAGCCAAAACGCCGAUGAAUCAGCACUGGGCAGUAGCCUUCGGUUUUCACCUGUGGACCCAAAAGAAAACACCGUUAGAUUAUCGGAUGAUAUGAACAUAAAAUUUACGUCUAUGGUAAUUUCUGAUUCGUCCACGGUGUGGAGAAUUAACACUGAAGUAAGUCCACAACGUUAUUUGGUGACUGUUGGUGGAGUUGAAGGAAAUCCUGGAAGCAAAACUUUGGUCAAUUGGUUUAGGAUUGACAAGUACGAGGAUGCUUACAAACUUGUGUAUUGUCCUGGAGUUUGCAAUCUUUGCAGACCAUUUUGUGGAGACAUUGGAGUACUUGUGGAAAAUGGGAAAAGGGUUUUGUUUGUUGGUAGAGAUAAACCUCUCAAAGUUAAAUUUCAUAAGCUUAAGAAUUAUUAAUAUUAUACUAUAGUACUAUGUAUGUAUAUGUGUGUGAUUUCACUAUAAUAUAAUAAGUCUGUAUCAGUGAAGAAAUAAGGAAGUAUAGUACUCUUCUAGUAGUUUGGAUAAUGUAAUAAUAGCAUAAUAAUGGCGAUCUAAAGUCAAAAAUUAAAAGAAA
Molecule: messenger RNA, 625 nt
Organism: Capsicum annuum
Lineage: Eukaryota; Viridiplantae; Streptophyta; Magnoliopsida; Solanales; Solanaceae
Product: kunitz trypsin inhibitor 5-like
Exons: 1
Molecular function (GO): endopeptidase inhibitor activity
Source: RefSeq, a predicted model, not a curated record